This is a messenger RNA of Ailuropoda melanoleuca (giant panda), 2320 nucleotides long. RefSeq names its product acyl-CoA dehydrogenase family member 8 (gene ACAD8). Gene Ontology annotation, molecular function: flavin adenine dinucleotide binding; acyl-CoA dehydrogenase activity. The transcript has 11 exons. The record is from RefSeq and is a predicted model, not a curated record. NCBI's taxonomy places the organism in Eukaryota, Metazoa, Chordata, Mammalia, Carnivora, Ursidae. Gene Ontology annotation, biological process: lipid metabolic process. Gene Ontology annotation, cellular component: mitochondrion. Bases 60 to 1307 code for a protein of 415 amino acids.
GUCGGUGCCCUGGACCAAGUCACUGCAAGCAGGUUCUAGCCGGUGUAGGAGCUGCUACUAUGUUGCGGAGCGGAUGCUGGCGGCUGAGAGAAUGGCUGUACCGCUCGCGGGGCGCUCUGCGGGCCCCAGCCAAGAGCGGCCGCCGGAGCUUGGUCUCCUGCAUAGAUCCUUCCUUGGGACUGAAUGAAGAGCAGAAAGAAUUUCAGAAAGUGGCCUUUGACUUUGCCACCCGGGAGAUGGCUCCAAAUAUGGCAGAGUGGGACCAGAAGGAGUUGUUCCCAGUGGACGCAAUGCGCAAAGCUGCUCAGCUCGGCUUUGGGGGAGUGUACAUACGAACAGAUGUGGGUGGGUCUGGACUGUCACGGCUCGAUACAUCUGUCAUCUUUGAGGCCCUGUCUACAGGCUGCACCAGCACCACAGCCUAUAUUAGCAUCCACAACAUGUGCGUCUGGAUCAUUGAUACCUUUGGAAAUGAGGAACAGAGGCAUAAAUUUUGCCCACCGCUCUGUACCAUGGAGAAGUUUGCUUCCUACUGCCUCACUGAACCAGGAAGUGGCAGUGAUGCUGCCUCCCUUUUGACCUCAGCAAAACGACAAGGAGAUCAUUACAUCCUCAAUGGCUCCAAGGCCUUCGUCAGUGGUGGAGGUGAAUCAGACAUCUAUGUGGUCAUGUGCCGAACAGGAGAACCAGGCCCCAAAGGCAUCUCGUGUAUAAUUGUGGAGAAGGGGACCCCUGGCCUCAGCUUUGGCAAGAAGGAAAAAAAGGUGGGGUGGAAUUCACAGCCAACCCGUGCCAUGAUUUUUGAAGAUUGUACAGUGCCCGUGGCCAACAGAAUUGGAAACGAGGGACAGGGCUUCAUCAUUGCCAUGAAAGGACUGAAUGGAGGGAGGAUCAAUGUUGCUUCCUGCUCCCUAGGAGCUGCUCAUGCUUCAGUUGUCCUCACCCGAGACUACCUCAGUGUUCGGAAGCAGUUCGGAGAGUCUCUGGCCAGUAACCAGUACCUGCAAUUCAAACUGGCUGAUAUGGCGACGAGGCUGGUGGCCUCACGGCUGAUGAUCCGCAACGCAGCAGUGGCUCUGCAGGAGGAGCGGGAAGAUGCAGUGGUCCUGUGCUCCAUGGCCAAGCUCUUCGCUACAGAUGAAUGCUUUGCUAUCUGCAACCAGGCUUUACAGAUGCAUGGAGGCUAUGGCUACCUGAAGGACUACGCUGUUCAGCAGUACGUGCGGGACUCCAGAGUCCAUCAAAUCCUAGAAGGUAGCAAUGAAGUGAUGAGAAUGCUGAUCUCUCGAAGCCUGUUUCAGAAGUAGCACCCAGACUUGAUGUUCGGGCGUGAUGGUCAACGUGUAACUCCAAUCAGAGGUUUCAUGUGGACUGUUGUGUUGCAGAUGAGUCAUAAAUUACAUUGAAGGGCUGAGCUCUUCCAGGUGGGCCCAAAGUGUUGGGAGCAGCAUCAGCUAUGAGACUGGGACAGAGUCCUCAGCAGAACUGGAGGAGCUGCCCUGGUUGAGAAUGUCACAAGAAGACACACUACCUUGUUUUCCUAAUGCAAAAAGGUGACCAGCGAAGACAACACCAAGUCAGAGUCCUUUCUUGGACCCACAUCUUGAUUUGUCUGCAUUUUGAUGGUUCACUGAAUCCCUCUCCGAGGGAUCUGAAUACUUCCGUUGAGGGUUUUUCCUGAUGAUAAAGCAAAGGUGUGGGAAAGGAGAAAUGGAGAAAAAAUGUCCUCCUAUCUUUUCUUGUGAUCUGCUAAAGAUGCAGAAGGUUUCUGUGCGUUGCAUUUCCUUUGUAGUACUCCUGUGAAUGUAAAUCAUGAUAGAAUGAGCAUUUGGGAAACCUUACUUCUCGGUGUGAUUUAGGGUAUCUCUGCACUUGUUCACUUUCCGAAUAUCAAGGGCUGAAGUUAUUUGGAACUCUGAAUAUUUGUUGUUUUCUUUUUUACAAGUGUGUGGUCUAACAAUGUUAUUCAAGUUUCUGUAACCCUUCCUGAUAAGUACUUUGAGCAUAUUUUCUUUCUAUCCGAGUGCAAGGAAAUGAUAAGCGUAUAGAAGAGAAUGAUCUGGCAAAAGUGAUAAAGUAGGAAGGGAUUCAGAAAGAAGGUAAAGUUAAAAUUAAACUUUUAUGAAAACGUAUAAUAUGUAAAGAGAACCAAGAAAGUCAGACAGGAAAGGAACCUUUCCUAUCAGACAGGAAGGAACCAGGAGCAGAAAAAGUGCAGAAUUUGUGUGGGAUCUGUUUGCAACUUUGUUUUGUUGUGCUUUGGGCUUGACAUGGGAUGGAAAGAAGAUGUAAAUUGAAUCUGGAUGGAGAGUUAUGAAAA